GUCAUCGGAUGUUUGAUCUGCAGGAACGUGAUAUUUCCAUUUAUUGAUCGCGUCGCCCUCGUCUUUAUGCUGUCACCUGUGGAGAUCGGCAAAAUGCGCAACUUGGUUCAAUGGAUGUCUUGAAGUUUGGCGCUAUGUCUAGACGUUUACGGGCCAUCUAUCUGCGUCUCAUUUUUGCACAUGGCUGAACCAAAAACCUUCUCGCACAUACUCUCGAAGAAGGUCGAUGUGAAUCGAUUGAAUACGUUCGUCUGGUCCACUUCUAUACCUCGGAUGGCAGUUGCUCUAAAUCUGCAUCGUCGCUCACAUGUCACCUCACGUACUCUCUAUCGUUGGCUCCCGCUGAUCGCUGAGUAUUGCGUGUGGAACCACGACUAUCGACUCUAUCCGGUAGAGGUUAGGCCUCAUGAAGACUUUCUCCGGUACGAAGUCAAAAUCAAUGGAGAUGAGAUACCUCCGGAAUCCGAUUAUCUAAUUAGUCCUGGUGACUAUGGCAUCUUCAAACCCGGAAAAACACCUGUCGACCCCCCAAUUGAUACACGGUCUGUUCCAUCAUUCCUGUACAUCGUGAAUGAUGUACUUCGCCGCAAAUAUGCUACUGUUGAUGACAUACUCUACAAUGGCUUCGAGAAGGGCGUACGCGCUCGCGAUCCACGAUGCAUCAUUACAGGAAAAACAGAUGGAGAUCUGGAGGCGACGUGGAUUGUGCCUCCUCUCGAGUUUCUUUUCAUCUAUCGAGAAGACCGCGACGACUCGCUGAAUCUGGAAUUUCCUCUCAUGCCAGGCCCCAACGGUAUGCUCGAUAUCAAGCCACUUCAGUCGGUCCGGAACGGUCUACUCAUGCAUCCGGAGCUUGCAAGACUCUUCGAAGACAACUCAUUCUCGAUCGAUAUCGAUGACAACUACCGUAUCGUCUUUUUCAAAGAUCCCUCUGACCUCCUGCCAACCGAGCUUCUGGACUUGAUCCCCACCCACUGCUACAUCGCCAACGGCACUGAUGGCCAUCUUCCAAGUACGUAUCUGCUGCGGAAGCAUUUUAUUAUGUCUCUCCGCGUCAACUGCUGUGGGGCAGAUCUUCGGUGUGAACUCACUUUGUACGAUUUGCGCGAGUUUUUCGACUGGCUGGAUGAGAGAGGGUACCAGUCUGAUGCGAUCGACCCACACUGGGAGUCGAAUGUGGGCGCGUAUUGGGUCGCUUGGCAGAGCAUGUGUAAACGUCUGCAGAUGAUUGAUGGCACUUCAGUACCUCAGGAAGCUUAGGAAGGCUGCCUCACCGUUACCCAUCCUCAAUAGUCUGUUGUCCUGACCCAUCCCCAUCGAGUUAGUAUUGUAGCCAUCUAAUAAGACCGUGACCCUUCAACAUUUCCACUCAAGAUCUCCAUGAAUACAUAGCACUGCUAGCGUACUGUUGACAUGUGAUGUUAUUACCAGGCUGUCUUAUCUUUCGUCCCCGUCGAUCUCAAUAGGAUGUGCUCUC
Messenger RNA from Laetiporus sulphureus 93-53, 1477 nucleotides. RefSeq lists its product as uncharacterized. NCBI's taxonomy places the organism in Eukaryota, Fungi, Basidiomycota, Agaricomycetes, Polyporales, Laetiporaceae. The record is from RefSeq and is a predicted model, not a curated record. The transcript is spliced from 8 exons. The coding region runs from base 181 to 1260 and encodes 359 amino acids.